Molecule: messenger RNA, 9667 nt
Organism: Anoplopoma fimbria (sablefish)
Lineage: Eukaryota; Metazoa; Chordata; Actinopteri; Perciformes; Anoplopomatidae
Product: piezo-type mechanosensitive ion channel component 2
Source: RefSeq, a predicted model, not a curated record
AUGGCCUCUGAGGUGGUGUGCGGGCUGGUCUUCAGGUUACUGCUGCCAAUAUGUCUUGCAGCUGCUUGCCUGUUCAGGUACAAUGUCCUGUCAUUCGUCUACCUCAUCUUCCUCCUGCUUAUCCCGCUCUUUGCAGAGCCCACAAGCACAACAAUGCAAGGCCACACAGGGCGUCUGCUGCAGUCCCUCUGCUUCACCAGUAUGUCCUUCGUGCUGCUGCACAUCAUCUAUCAGAUUACCGUCAACAGCCUCCUGGCCAGGAACUCCAUCACAUCUGACUUCAACUGUUCCCAGUGGGAGAAAUCCAUAAGACAAAUUGGCUUUGAGAGUGUGAUUGGUGCAGAUGCAGGCAACAGCAUCCGAGUGUUCAUCCCCGACAUCGGCAUGUUCGUGUUGGGCUUGGCCAUCUGGCUGCUGUGUCGCAGUCUGGUCCAGAAGAGGCCGCCUGAGGACAUGGCCCAGUGCAACGCCGACUUCGAAGCCGAGGAACAAGAAGAAGAGGAGAAGCUGAGCCUGGACGACAACAUCCUGCUAGAGGAGGACUUUGAAGCGGGGUACGAGGCCGAGGAGGAUGAGGAAGAGGAGGAGUUGGACGAGGAGGAAGAGGAAGAAGAGGAGGAGGAGGAAGCAAAGGAGAGCACCAAGAGGAAGAUCCUCAGGCUUGUGGCGGAGGUCGCGUCCAAAGUGAAGGAGAUUAUCGGGAACUUGAUCACGACUGCGGGGAAGGUGGUGGUCACCAUCUUGUUGUGCAUGACAGGUAUAAUGCUGCCCUCGUUGACCUCGGCGGUCUACUUCUUCAGCUUCCUGUUCCUGGGCACCUGGUGGUCCCUCUGCCGGACCUUUGACACGCUCAUCUUCAGCUGCAUGUGUGUCCUGAUGGCCAUCUUUAGCGCUGGACACCUCAUUGUCCUCUACCUCUACCAGUUCCAGUUCUUCCAGGAGUCCAUACCACCGGACGAUUAUUACAUCAGUAUAUUUGGCAUCUCCCCCAUUGUUCAGAGCAACUGCUCCUACACAUGGAAGCUCAUCGUGCACCCGGAGCUUAAGUGGAACCACUUUGUCAAUCCCAUCAUCCUGCUGAUCCUCUACUACACCCUGGCCACGCUCAUCCGCCUCUGGCUGCAGGAACCCAUCGACCAGCUGAUGGACGACAAGGAUGGCGAUAUGUGCGAGGAGGAAGAUCUGGAUGGAAACAGAGCAAAUAACUCUGCCAACAGGAAGAGGAAGAUGUGGUGGGAAUCACGCCAAGGAACAGAUGAGAAAAACCUCAUCUCCACUCAGGAUGGCUUCAGUACAACUGAGGCUGUGCCCACUUCAAAUGGGACGUCCUUUGAUUUCGUCACAGCUGAGAAUGGACCAGUCUGUCUGGACUUGUACUCCACCCCUACGUAUAAAAUGGACCAGCCCAGCGACGGUACAGAGAAGAAAGAAGAGUGUGUGUAUGAGGUGUGUUUUCCCCCGGAGGAUUCAGCGUUGGAGGAAGGAGAGGAGAAGUCUGAGGGAGGAGAGGAUGGGAUUAAGAAGAGAGGAGUCAGUGCAAUGGUCAAAAUCUUCCACUUCGUCAUGAAACAGAGCUACAUCUGUGCUCUAAUAGCCAUGAUGGCGUGGAGCAUCACAUACGUCAGCUGGCUGACGUUUGUCUUCCUCAUCUGGUCUUGCGCGCUGUGGAUGGUGAGGGACAGGAGGCGUUACGCCAUGCUGUCCUCUCCCUUCAUGGUCGCCUACGGCAACCUGCUGAUAGUCCUGCAGUACAUUUGGAGUUUUGAGAUCAUUGAUCACAGCAAAGUCCUUGGGUUCUUUGUCAAGAAGAACAACGCUUUCCACUCUCUUUCAUCCAAGGUCCUGUGUCUGCUGAGCUUCUGGCUGCUGUUAAAACAAACGCUUACAGAGAGAGAGGAAAAACUAAAGGAAGACAGCGCUGGUCUCUCAGAUGUUCAUGUGGAGGAUCAGAAAAAGAAGGAGGAAGAGGACUCUGAGGAGGGAGGGGACCCGGACGUCAUGCAGGUUCUGGGCAACAUGGUCAUGGCUCUGCUGGUGAAAUACUGGAUCUACAUAUGUGGUGGCAUGUUCUUCUUCGUCAGCUUCGAGGGAACAAUCGUCAUGUACAAGAUCAUAUACAUGAUAAUGUUCCUCUCCUGUGUGGCGCUCUACCAGGUGCACUAUGAGUGGUGGCGAAGGAUCCUAAAGUACUUCUGGAUGUCUGUGGUGAUGUACACCAUGCUGGUCCUCAUCCUGGUCUACACCUACCAGUUUGACAGCAAUACCUUCUGGACCAAAACGUUGGCAAUGACGAAAGGGAGCUUGGAGGACCUGGGCCUGAAGAGGUUUACUGUCCCCAUGCUCUUUACCAGGAUUUUCAUUCCCACGUCUUUCCUGUUGGUGUGUAUUCUCCACCUGCACUACUUCCACGACCGCUUCCUCCAGCUCACUGAUCUCCAGGCUGUAGUGGCCAAAGAGGAGAGCGCUAUCUACAGACUGGUACACCAGGAUGGCAGUCUGGCAGACCUCACCAUGCUCAGCGCCAACUCUGUGGACGCCAGGCUGUCCAGAGAGGAACAGGAGCCACAGGUGAAGCAGGAGGAUCAGGGAGAGUGGGGGACGGAGAAGGAGAAGGAGCAGGAGAAGGAGAAGGAGAAGGAGAAGGAGCAGGAGCAGGAGCAGGCCCUGGUGGUGGUGAUGUAUGACACUGACAUGACUGGCGAGAAGCCCAAGAGCUUCUCCGACCCGCGACAGUCCAGCACAGAGGAGAGCCAACACUACAGCGCUGGGACGGAGCCAGAGCCGAGCACCGAGCAGAGCUCAGAUCUGAAGAAUAAAUGGCACCUGGUGGUCGACCGUCUGACUGUGCUCUUCCUCAAGUUCCUGGAGUAUUUCCACAAACUGCAGCUGUUCAUCUGGUGGUUACUGGAGAUCCACAUCAUCAAGAUCGUGUCCUGCUACAUUGUCCUGGUCUCUGUCAGUGAGGUGUCUUUGUUCAACUAUGUGUUCCUGGCGUCCUGGGCCUUUGCACUGCCCUACAGCCAGUAUCGUCCCCUUGCCUCCAGUGUUUGCACUGUCUGGACGUGUGUCAUCAUCGUAUGUAAAAUGUUGUACCAGCUGAAGUCUAUAAACCCCCUUACCUACUCGAGGAACUGCACUCCGGUUCUGACCACUGAGAUGAAGAAGUCUCUGCUGUAUAAAGGACCAGUGGAUCCAGCCAACUGGGUCGGCCUGGAGAAGUCUGCUGACCUUCUGGGCUACAUCAGGAACAACCUCCUGAUGCUGGCUCUGUUAGCGUUUGAGGUGACCAUUUAUCGGCAUCAGGAAUACUUCAGGCUGAGAAACAAACUGUCGCCUCCAGCUGCCAGGAUUAUCUUCCAUGACAUCACACGACAGCAUCUGGACAUCGGCAUCAUCCGCUUCAUCAAAUACUUCAUCAACUACUUCUUCUACAAGUUUGGACUUGAGACAUGCCUGCUGUUGGUAGUCAAUGUUAUCGGGCAGCGUAUGGACUUCUACGCCAUGCUUCACGCCUUCGCCCUGAUCGCAGUCAUGUUUAGACGCAGGAGGAAAGCCAUAGCUGAGAUCUGGCCCAAGUACUGCUUCUUCCUGGCCUGCAUGCUGACCUUCCAGUACUUUGUCUGCAUCGGGAUCCCACCAGCAGCCUGUAAAGACUAUCCCUGGAGGUUUCCAAACUCUACCACGGACUCCAAUGUGGUCAUGUGGCUCUAUGUUCCAGAUUUCCUGUCCCAACCCAAUCCAUCGUUCCUCAUCUAUGACUUCAUGUUGCUGCUGUGUGCCUCUCUCCAGAGGCAGGUCUUUGAUGAUGAAAACAAGGCGGCGAUUCGUAUCAUGGCUGGAGACAACGUGGAGAUCUGCAGAGACCUAGACGCAGCGUCUUUUAGCGUCCACAACCCCGUCCCCGACUUCAUCCACUGCAGGUCCUACCUGGACAUGCUGAAGGUCAUCAUGUUUAGCUACCUGUUCUGGUUCGUCCUCACCAUCAUCUUCAUCACGGGGACAACCAGGAUCAGCGUCUUCUGUAUGGGCUACCUGGUGGCCUGCUUCUACUUCCUGCUCUUUGGUGGUGAGCUGUUGCUCAAACCAAUCAAAAAGAUCCUCCACUACUGGGACUUCCUGAUCGCCUACAACAUCUUUGUAAUCACCAUGAAGAAUGUUUUGUCUAUCCUGGCUUGUGGCUACAUCAACUCUCUGGUUGAGGACCGGUGCUGGUUGAUCCAGUUGUUCAGUCUGGCCUGCACCAUCAAGCAAUACGAUGUUAACAAAGUCAAAGCAGACCAGAAGGGAUGUGGGCUGCCCAGCAGUGAGGCCGGGAUCAUCUGGGACAGUAUCUGCUUCGCCUUCCUGCUGCUGCAGAGACGAGUCUUCAUGAGCUACUACUUCCUCCACGUGGUGGCUGAUAUCAGAGCGUCGCAGAUCCUUGCGUGCAGAGGGGCGGAGCUUUUCCAAGCCACGAUAGUGAAGGCGGUGAGAGCGAGACUGGAGGAAGAGCGCAAAUCUGUAGAGCAGCUGAAGAGACAGAUGGAGCGCAUUAAGGUGAGGCAGCAAAAGUUUAAGAGGGGCAAGGAGAGGAUACUGAGCCUGGCACAGGAGUCUGGAGACGGACCGGCCUUCGUCCAGCCCGAGGAGGAUGAUGAUGAAGGAGCACAGCGAACGAAAGCCAAGACCAAAAAAAAGCAGUGGUGGAGGCCGUGGGUUGACCAUGCUUCCAUGGUUAGAAGUGGAGACUAUUACUUGUUUGAAACUGACAGUGAGGAUGAAGAGUUGGAGGAAGAGAAAAAAGACGAUGAACAGCCAAAGAAGUCAGCGUUUCAGCGAGCUAUUGGAAAGUUUGCCUCUGCUGUUCUGGCUUUGCCCAAGUCUAUCAUUAAGCUGCCUAAAACUAUACUGCAGUAUCUAGUCAAGGCAGGCAAGUUUCUUUAUCACGCCUGGAUCACAGACCCCAAAGCGGCCCUGAGGGCUCGGGGGAAAGAGAAACGCAAAUUUUGGAAAAAAUACACCAAAGGUGUAAGACACAGAAAAAGCAAGAAAAAAAGUAAUGUGACCAUAGAGAUUGGUGAUCUCUCAGAUGGGCAAGAAAAAGAUGACGAAAACAAGAAGUCUAGUGGUCCAGACAACAUCAUCAAGCGGGUGUUCAACAUCAUAAAGUUCACGUGGGUGCUCUUCCAGACGACGGUGGACAGCUUCACCAAGUGGAUGAAUGACAUGUGCAGGGAGUACAUCGACAUCUCCACUGUGCUGCGUAUAGAGCGCUGCAUGCUGACCAGAGAGGUCAAAAAGGGUAACGUGCCAUCUAGAGAGAGCAUCCACGUCUACUACCAGAAGGCCAUGAGGCUCAACAUGUCCAGGCAGGCCAGUUUUGAUCAACUAAGUGAGGACGAGUUGGCCUCGGGCUCCACCAGGGUCCGCAGAAGGCGAAGAGGCUACCCCAUGGAGAGCCAGGACUCCACAGCCUCCAGAGACAGCAUAUCCAGUGCCUUCACCGAGGCCACCACACUGUUUUCUCGCCAAUCCACCCUGGAAGACCUGGAUGCAAUGCCAGAGUGCAUUCCCAAAACAAGCGAGCGAGCCAGGCCCAAACUGCAUAAGAUGUACGGCCUGGAUGUUUCCAAUUCGUCAAUGGAAAGCUGCAGCAGCUUCAUUUCCAGUGAAGCGACCCAGUGCAUCACACUCUACUCCAGACAGGGCACCACAGACACCAUAGAAGAAGUGGAGGAUGAGCAGGAUCAAGGGGAAGACAAACAACAGCAGCAGCAGGUUCCCUGGGAAUCCCACCAGCUGGAUGAGAGUGAGGGGGCCGAGGGCAACAGCCGGAGCGAUGCAGAACCAAAGAGAAGGAGGGAGGAGGAGGAGAAGGAGGGUGAGGGCCAGGAGGGACUGCAGGGUGAGGAGGUACCAAAAUACCAGGACAGAGGGGAGAGAGAAAAGGCUCCCUGGGAAUCCUUCGGCCCAGAUGAGGGCCCCUCUCUCAGGCUGGAGGAGACAGAGCCUGCCCCUUCGGCCCAGGAGAGAGACUUCACCCCUGAGAGUGAAGAUGGAGGAGAUCAGCAGGACUUCAUGCAGACGGACGGGCGGGUCGGGCAGCUCUACACCCCCGAUACAGAUGUUUCCAAGACGUCUGACGCUGACGUGCCUCCCAGUUACAGCAAGGCCGUCAGCUUCGACCGUCUGGAAGUCAGCGAUGACGAGAGUGACAUGGAUAGGAAGAGGCGCAUGGUGAUGACCUCUGACAGCCGCUCAGACAGCAGGUCGGACAUCAUGUUGCCCUCGAUGACCACUGAGCUGACCGCCAGCGAACUGCUGCUCAACAAGAUGUUUUAUGAUGAGGAGCUGGAGCAGUCGGAUAAAUUCUACACAAAACAGCCUCUGAUCCUCCAGCUCUGCUACGCCCUCUACAACAUGCUGGUGGCCCACUCAGAGAUGGUGUGCUACCUGGUCAUCAUCAUCAACCACAUGGUAUCGGCCUCCUGCGCCACCCUGGUCCUUCCAACCACCAUCUUCCUCUGGGCCAUGCUGUCAGUCCCCCGGCCCAGCAAGCGCUACUGGAUGACGGCCAUCGUCUAUACUGAGGUCACCAUCGUCGUCAAGUACUUCUUCCAGUUCGGCUUCUUCGGCUUCAACGAGAACCUCUUAGAUAAGAAUAAGCCAUAUUAUCCUCCCAACAUCAUUGGAGUGGAGAAGAAGGAUGGCUACGUCCACUACGACCUGGUCCAAUUACUGGCUCUCUUCUUCCACAGAUCCAUUUUGAAGUGCCACGGUCUUUGGGACGAAGACGACUCCAAAGAAAAGAGAGCGCCCUCUCGUCAGAGCGAGUCGGAGGACGAUGGGAGAGACAAGCAGAGUGAGAUGGGGUCUGAUCACGCCUCCUCACUGAUGAGCGAUGGGAGAGGCUCCACUCACACCUUGAGAUCGAUAACCUUUGGGACCUCCAUUGAUUCGGGACAUGUCCUGGUGCAAUACCCGCAACAGCAGACCUACCAGCGACGCAAGAGCUCCAGUGGAGGCUCGCACAUUUCUCACCGAUCACUCCGCUCUUCUGCAAGGUCCAAGAGAGGAAGUACGACUUCCCACAACAGCAGUCACAAGGACGGCAGCGAGGCCAGCGUCCAGCAGAAGACCCGCAAACAGCUGAUCAUGGAGAAGCUGAGGGGGCAGCUCCUCAAGGGAAAAGCUUUCGUCAUAAAGCGGUUCAUGGAGAUCUACCUUCCCAUGAGGCAGUUCUUCUACAACUUGAUCCACCCGGAGUACAGCGCAGUCACAGACGUCUAUGUGCUGAUGUUCCUCGCUGACACAGUCGACUUCAUCAUCACUGUGUUUGGAUUCUGGGCGUUUGGUAAACACUCAGCUGCAGACAUCACAUCGUCUCUGUCGGAGGAUCAGGUGCCAGGACCUUUCUUGGUCAUGGUCCUGAUCCAGUUCGGGACCAUGGUGGUGGACCGGGCCCUCUACCUCAGAAAGUCUGUAAUGGGCAAAGUCAUCUUCCAGGUCAUCCUGGUCUUUGGCAUCCACUUCUGGAUGUUCUUUAUUCUGCCAGGAGUCACAGAAAAGCGUUUCAACGAGAACACAGUCGCUCAGAUGUGGUAUUUUGUCAAGUGCAUCUACUUCGGGCUGUCAGCCUAUCAGAUCCGCUGUGGAUAUCCCACCCGCGUUUUGGGAAACUUCCUCACCAAAAGCUACAAUUAUGUCAACCUUUUCCUGUUUCAAGGUUUCCGUCUGGUGCCGUUCCUAACAGAGCUGCGAGCCGUGAUGGACUGGGUUUGGACGGACACCUCGCUGUCUUUGUCCAGCUGGAUCUGCGUGGAGGACAUCUACGCUCACAUCUUUAUCCUCAAAUGCUGGAGAGAGUCUGAGAAGAGGUAUCCCCAGCCCCGAGGCCAGAAGAAGAAGAAGGUGGUGAAGUACGGGAUGGGAGGGAUGAUCGUGGUGCUGCUGAUCUGUAUCGUCUGGUUUCCGCUGCUCUUCAUGUCCCUUGUUAAAUCCGUGGCCGGAGUUCACAACCCACCACUGGAUGUGUCGUUUGAAAUCACCCUGGCUGGCUUUCAGCCCAUCUUCACCAUGAGCGCUCAGCAAAAACAACUGCAGGAUGUGACAAAAUUCGAAUAUGAAACGUUUAUGAACGGAUAUAAGACUUGUGAUGACGCCUUGCAGUGGCUAGAGGGCUACCUGCCAGAGGACCUGAUCAUUGCAGAUCUUAAAGGCAACUCCAACUCUCUGUGGACCAUCAGUCCACCCAGCAGAAGAAACCUGAUUGAGAUGUUGGGCAGUAAUGAGGAAUUCCACGUCACUGUGUCCUGGUCUGUGCAAAGAAACUUCACUCUUGGAGCCAAGUCUGAAACAGCGUCAGGAAAAUGGGUGAGAGCUCUCGAACAAGAAACAAAGAAGGAGCUCAUAGAGAUCCUAAGCAGUACAGGAAACUACUCAAGUACACAAGUGACCCUAAAAGAGAUCUUCCCUCGCUUUAUUCGAGCCCCCAGUGACUCAGAUGCCAAGGCUGUUGAUCUUUAUAAAGAUGAAAAGAUGUUGAACGUCACCUUGAACCUGAAUAGAGACGGGAAUCUGGUCCAGGAAUGGUGGAUUGUCAGCCAGACGAAGCCGGGCCCGAUACCAAAGAGGGCUCCCAACAAGACUCAAGGCCUGGAACUCUAUGUAUUUAGCGACAAAGUCAGCCCGCCCAGUUUGGGCUUUCUGGCGGGAUAUGGGAUCAUGGGCUUGUACGCCUCUGUGGUUCUGGUCAUCGGCAAGUUUGUGCGCGAGUUCUUCAGCGGCAUCUCCCACACCAUCAUGUUCGAGGAGCUGCCCAACGUGGACCGCAUCCUCAAACUGUGCACGGACAUCUUCCUGGUCCGAGAGACGGGGGAGCUGGACCUGGAGGAGGACAUGUACGCCAAACUCAUCUUCCUCUACCGCUCUCCAGAGACUAUGAUCAAGUGGACCAGAGAGAAAACUGAGUGAAACACAGCAAGGAGGCGUAGACUGAUGAAGGUCGGAGCUUUUUGGGACUGGAGGAGCCGCUCAUUCUGAAAGUGGUCGAUGAUGCGAGCAGCUGUUUCAGCCGAUUUAUGUGCUGAGGGAGCACAAAGUCAGCUGAGGACCAGCACUGUCCUGUUCUACUGAGCUCUGAUGGCAGCGAUACAGUGUUAGCACCACACUUGAGUUAUAAACUGGUAUUUUAUACUAUUAACUGAUAAAAACAACAACAAUUGCAGUCAUAAUAUUAACAAUUGAGGACAGAUUUGCAGGUGCUGUAUUUAUCUCACGAAACCUGGCUCAGUUUGUCAUCCAGUUGAUAAAACAAGCAGCUGGUGUCCAGUUGGAGACGGAGAAAUCUUUAUGGACAAUUUUCCUAAGUUAUUUAAAGUCCCUAACAUAAAGGUAUGUUUUUAAACACAAUUGCCGAGGUAACUCAUCGCUCUUCAUGCCUGUCUCUAACAUUUUUACAAUCGCAUGGUAGGCGGAGAGAUAACGGGCUGCAACAUUAAACUUUAAGGGCUUCCCAUCAACAAAUAAGUGCACAAUAAUGACCACAUGAGCACAAUCUCAUAUUUUCUCCCAACUGGAACGCUUGGACUGUGGGACUGUGCAAUAUUGAGCUUUCAUUCCUCCAAGUUUUUUUGAAGGAUGUGGAUUGAGGGAAAACGCUGGUUUUGACCAAGAAACAUGAACAUAA